UCAACACGAACUAGCCAAUAAUGUGUAGCGUCGAUCCGCCUUCUUAUAUGUCAACCAGAAACCGAAAACUGGAGGCAGUGAUUGCAGUUCGUCUUCUUGACCGUGAUCCGGUUCCAGCUCCAGAGGUCCAGUAUAAAGCCGCUCCCUCUCCGGCGGACUGCACACAGUUCUCAGCUCUCCAACAGCAAACAUGUACAAGAUCGCAAUUCUUUUCGCCUGCAUCGCUGCAGUCUCAGCCGGAGGGCUUCUACAUGCUCCAGCUGCCGUAUCAUACGCGGCUCCUGCUGUUUCAUAUGCUGCUCCAGCAGUGUCCUACGCCGCUCCAGCAGUAGCAACCGUAGCUCACGCCCCAGCGAUCUCUUACGCAGCUCCUGCAAUCGCUGCUGCUCCUGCAAUCAGAUACGCAGCCGCUGCUCCCGCCAUCAGGUACGCUGCUCCAGCUGUGUCCUAUGCCGCUCCAGCUGUGUCCUAUGCCGCUCCAGCUGUGUCCUACGCCGCUCCAGCAAUCGCAGCUGCACAGCCAUCAGGUACGCUGCUCCAGCUGUUAGAUACGCUGCCGCUCCAGCUAUCAGAUACGCCGCUGCUGCUCCCGCUGUAUCCUACGCUGCUCCAGCAAUCGCCCAUGCCCCAACCACUUACUCUAGCUCUUCCUUCGUGGCUCACCAUGCUCCUAUAGCUGUUGCCCAUGCCGCCCCCGCUGUCUCUUACGCCGCGCCAGCAGUGGCUACUGUUGCCCAUGCUCCAGCUGUUAGCUAUGCUGCUCCAGCAGUCAGCUAUGCUGCUCCAGCCAUCGCCGCUGCUCCAGCAAUCACCACCGUCGCUCAUGCCCCAGUCGCAGCUGUCGCCGCUCCCGCAGUCUCCUACGCCUCUCGCCCACUCGCCUAUGGUGGUCUCUACGGUAGCAGCUACGGUAGCUACGGUGGAUACGGUCUUGGCUACGGAUAUGGUUCCACUCUACUUCAUCAUUAA
Messenger RNA from Nezara viridula (southern green stink bug), 969 nucleotides. The record is from the annotation of a GenBank genome assembly. Lineage: Eukaryota; Metazoa; Arthropoda; Insecta; Hemiptera; Pentatomidae.